UCCCCAAUGCACCAUGGAAUUUUGGGGAGGGAAUAGUAAUAACACCAAUGAGCAUGUCCAUUGUGGUCAUUUGCUGCCCUUCAGCAGUGAUUGCCAAUUUGCCAUUUUCUUCUCAUCAGGCUCUGUGCUUGUCUUUCAUCAAAUUCACAAUCCAAUUCCAAUUUCCAAACCUUGCAGAAGAAGGUUCUGCAUCAGAUUCAGAUAACCCUCAAUCCAAUUCAAAACCUAUGAAUUUGAAAAUCACAGUGCUAAUUAAGGUAGUGGUGGUUGUAGCAAUUCAGGUGGCUCACCCUCUAUGCUAUAUGCUGCAAAGGGAAACAGUAGCGGCGGUGAUGGCGGUGGCAAAAGUAUCAGCGUUAGGGUUUCUGAGACGAUCUUUCUCUUCUCAGCCGCCGCAGCUUGGAUUCUCAAUGGAGGCCCGCCGUUUGCCACCGCCUUCCACAACCACUCACCUCAAGCAGCCAUUGCUUGCGGCGGUGCUCACACCUUCUGAACAGGCUACUGGAUGGCUAUAAUGUGACAGUGUAUGAAAUUGGUGAUGAGUAUGAUGACUGUUUGAAGACUCGCGGAGUAGGGGGUCACGAAUUGUCCUCCUUCCAUAGACAAUGUAUGCGUUUCCGCUGCUGGUGUCAAUGAUUUUGGACAGCUUGGUAUAUCAGAGAGUAUCACUAUCAAAUCAAUUACUCAGUGGUAUGGUUUCUUCACAUUCUUAAUCUUACCUGCAUUUUUGUUGAGUGAACGUAUCGUGGUCGGAAUAUAUCGUUCUUUUGUCCAUUCUUACUGCGGGUGCUCCGUUCCCAUGGAGGAGAAUCGAAUCGCUAAUCUAAUGGUUAAGGGAUAAGACGAGCAAACACCACGUCAUACCUUGUGGUUAUAUUAUUAUUUUUAUUCAUUGGAAAAGCGUCAUUUUUCUUAUUUGAGAUGUAUAAACCCGACGUGCUUUCUAUAAGACGAGGUAAUUACUGGAAAAUUUUGCUUCCUCGCCGUGCACCACAUAGAUGAGAUUUUUACCCUAGCCUUUACCAUGGGCAUGUCUACCAACCAUUUUCCUUUUUGAUUUUUCUUUGAAAGGCUAAGAAAGGAGAAGAUUUUACCUCAACCGUCAGAUAGCCCAGGCAUAGAAUUCAAACAACAUCCUCAGCCGUCAGAUAGCCCAGGAUCGCUGAGAAUCCAAACAGUAUUAUAACUGGUUAUUUGCAAUUACACAGUAGUCACCUCUGUGUCUCUCUCUAUGUCUCUGCAUGCUGCUUCUUCUCCCGAUUACCAGUCCUUUCCCGGUUCGAUGCUGAAACAACAGGUAACAGUGGAGUUUGCAAAGCAAGUUCUGCAAGCAGUGGUGUCGACUAAGCAAGAGAAGCUUGAGUCAGAGAUAUUAAGAAAGAUCAAGUUCACUCAAACAUGCGUUAGUGAAUUAGAUGGACUCCUUUGUGACACCUAUGUCAGAAUGUGUCCAAAAGAAAUUGAUUCUUUCAACAGGAUCACUUUGCUUCGCAUCUUCAAUUUGGUUGCGGAGGAAUUAUAUGGCAAUAGUCAUGACAUCCCUGUUGUGGAAGGCCAUGGAUCAUUUGUGAUGGAUAUGUUCACCAACGUAAGCGAUCUUGAUUUGUCUAUCAAUUUCCAUGCUAAGCGUGAAAAUUCCCUACAUGAGAAGAUAAAAGCGCUUCUGAGGUUCAGAGAUAAAUUAGACUCACUUGAACGAGAAGGGAGUGUUACCUGUGUACAGUCUACCGUGGUUGCCGAAGUCCCAAUUAUAAAAUUUACUGAGAGGGUAACGGGUAUCGAGUGUAAUUUAUCAGUCAAUAAUUGGGAUGGCAUUAAAAAAUCCAAGAUUAUCUAUGCAAUUUCUGCCAUAGAUGAAAGAUUUCGAAAGCUAUGUUUCCUGAUGAAAUCCUGGGCUAAAGCACAUUAUAUCUACAGUUCCAAAGACGGGAUUCUGAAUUUUUUAUCCAUUAUAUUGUUUGUUGCUUUUCAUUUGCAGACAUGCAAUCCUCCUAUAUUACCUCCAUUCUCUAUUCUACUUAAAGAUGGAGCGGAUGUUAUGUCUGUGACUAAGAUUGUUGAAACUUAUCGCAACUACGGGAAACAGAACAAAGAGUCAUUGGCUAAGCUUUUUAUUACUCUUCUUGUCAAGCUAGCAUCUGUUGAAAGUCUUUGGGAGCAAGGAAUUUGUGCAAGUGUAUAUGAAGGAUCGUGGAUUUUAAAAUAUUGGAAUCAUCAUUACUCAAUGAGGGUUGAGGAUUUCAUGGAUCGGUCCCAAAAUGUUUCUAGAGCGGUUGGAACUGCCAAGGUAGAGACCAUCUACAGAUGCAUACAUAAAUCUAUCAGCUACCUGUCCCAGUUUCUAAAUAACCAGAUCCAAGGAAUUCAAUUGGUGGAUUUUUUGUUUGGGACACAUACUGUUGCUAGUCUUGGAGUUGGAGGUACUAGUUACAUCAGUGGAAAUCACCUUCGUUCUCGAGAAAAUCUUCAUCAGUGGCGUUUGAUGCUGCAAUAUCUUAAAAAAGUUGCACAAAAUGCACGUGCUUCUUUCCCUCCCUCAUGGCAAAGCUCUCAGGGUGGUGUUCAGUCAUUGAAUCAAGAAGCAGUGGCUCCAAAUCCUUGGGGGAGAUCAUUCCCUCAAAGGAAGAGGCCAGACAAACCACCCUCCUCAACAGGGCCACUACCUCCAAGAGAGAAGCCAUGCCAGCAACCGCAACCUUCCUCAACAGGGGCACUACCUCCAAGAGCGAUCCCAUACCAGCCACCUGUGCAUAAUGGUCUAGGGGCAGUUCCUUCUCCUUUCACCUCACAACCCAUAGUUUCUGGUGGUCUUGUUUCAUCACAAAGCUCUCGGGGUGGUGUUCAGUCAUUGAAUCAAGAAGCAGUGGCUCCAAUACCUCGGGGCAGAUCAUUCCCUCAAAGGAAGAGGCCAGACCACCCACCUCCCUCAGAAGGGCCACUGCCUCCAAAGAAGAGGCCAGACCACCGCAUAAUGCAUGAUGGCUCUAGUCAUAAAUAAAAAAAUUGGCCAGUGAUUGAAAAGCCAUGUUACUACCAAACGUCUGAGGUGGCAACUGGUUCUAUUAUUAGUUCAAAUUAUUAAAUCUUGAAUUAUCAUUUUUUAGUUGACUUGAUUGCUUUUGAGUUCGUUAUUACUGUUCACAUAUUUUAGGUCAAAUAUAUUUUUGGUUUGUGUUGAACGCUCAUUUAAGACGUGGUUAUUAUAUAAAACAGUUCUUCAA
Lotus japonicus is the source of this 3221-nucleotide messenger RNA. RefSeq names its product protein HESO1-like. The transcript has 11 exons. Gene Ontology annotation, biological process: RNA 3'-end processing. Gene Ontology annotation, molecular function: nucleotidyltransferase activity. The record is from RefSeq and is a predicted model, not a curated record. NCBI's taxonomy places the organism in Eukaryota, Viridiplantae, Streptophyta, Magnoliopsida, Fabales, Fabaceae. The coding region runs from base 1232 to 2998 and encodes 588 amino acids.